This is a messenger RNA of Arachis duranensis, 1503 nucleotides long. RefSeq lists its product as uncharacterized. The record is from RefSeq and is a predicted model, not a curated record. NCBI's taxonomy places the organism in Eukaryota, Viridiplantae, Streptophyta, Magnoliopsida, Fabales, Fabaceae. The transcript has 5 exons. The coding region runs from base 396 to 1133 and encodes 245 amino acids.
AACGGGAUUUCAAUCAAAAGGUUGGGAAUGCGGCUCCAUACUACAAUCUUUUUCACAUAGUUCUCCACCGCUAGAAAAAAACAGUUUCCAUCUUGAAACAAUUAAAUAAUGUCCUGCGAUCAUCUAUGAUCCUUUCACAAGCGUAUGAGAGUAAUCUCUAUCCAUAUCAAUAACACUAAUCCUCUCUUUAUGUGGCCACUCUCAAUGAAGAGGCUGUUCGAUGAAGUCAAGGGCUACUCUCUUUCCUAGCAUUCCUUUUAUUCAGGAACCGCCUUGCCCUUGUCCUAUUUUAAAAUGAUCAAGAUCGGGUCGGUGUUUCCACUUUAUUUAACCCCAAUUGGUUCAAGAGGAGAGGAAGCCAAGAGAGUAAGAAACUAAGAACCAAGAAAGAAGCCAUGAACGUGGGACUCGCUAUCUCUGACAUGCAUACCCCUUCCACCAUCCGCUUUCUUUCACCAUCUUCUUCCCCUUAUCACUCCCUUUUUCCCCUUUACCUUCCCAAUAACCACCACCCACGAUUUCGCGCCAAAUCCUCCCUCGUAAUUGAGAAGCAGGACCCACCCACCCUCUCCGUCGUUCAAGCUCCCGCACUGUCCUUGCCGGAACCGGUCUCUCGCCGUCUCAUCCUCCUUCGCCAUGCCAGGAGUUCCCGUGAAAAUCGCUCACUCCGUGAUCAUGACCGGCCUCUGAGUAAAUCUGGCCGUGUGGAUGCUGUCAAAGUUUCUCUAAAGCUCCAAGAGUUGGGAUGGAUUCCUGAACUUAUCUUGUGUAGUGAUGCGGCACGGACUAAGGAGACACUCAAAAUAAUGCAGGAGCAAGUGCAGGAACUGGUGGAAGCCGAGAUUCAUUUUUUUCCUAGUUUCUAUUCGAUUGCAGCCAUGGAUGGACAGACAGCAGAGCACCUUCAAAAGAUUAUUUGUAGAUAUUCAAAGGAUGAGAUUCUUACUGUCAUGUGCAUGGGACAUAAUAGGGGGUGGGAAGAGGCGGCCUCGAUGUUUUCUGGGGCCUCUAUAGAAUUGAAAACAUGCAAUGCUGCACUGCUGGAAGCUGCUGGAAAAUCUUGGGAAGAGGCAUUUGCUGCGGCGGGAUUUGGCGGGUGGAAGCUUCAUGGCAUAGUAAAGCCAAGUAGCUAGCUAGUUAAGCAUUUCCAUUGAGAGUUAAUGCAAAAAAAGAAAAAUUUAUGCGCAGAAGUGGAAGUUCGAAGCAUCACGAGUUCUUUCUGAAACCGAAAAGCACAGUUUCAGCAGUGCAAAGAGUUGAUUAUGACUUUAGAAAUCAUGCUGGAAGGAAAAUGGAAAAUGAGGGAAAGAUUUUCAGUUGCAAAUGAGUUGCUUCCAAGAUGAGUCAAGAUAUAAGUAUGGCUGAGGAUACAGAACACAGAAUCUCAGUCCCUUCAAAUGCUGCUGCUUAAUGUAUAUAGCAUAAAGUUCAUUGAAGUGAACUCAUGCUGCUUACUGGUUGAUUCAAGUUGAACACAACAUCAAAUAAAAAUUGUUAUGUAAA